Messenger RNA from Phytophthora infestans T30-4, 660 nucleotides. RefSeq names its product copine-like protein, putative. The record is from RefSeq and is a predicted model, not a curated record. The transcript is spliced from 6 exons. Bases 1 to 660 code for a protein of 219 amino acids. NCBI's taxonomy places the organism in Eukaryota, Oomycota, Peronosporomycetes, Peronosporales, Peronosporaceae.
AUGGGAUGUGGCAGCAGCAGCGAGGCGGCGUCAACGCCAGCGCUAUCAACGAUCCCGGCAGCCUCACAGUCCAAGCGCUCGAGCUUCCGCCCGAUCCCCGACCGCUACGAGACACUCGCCGAAGUACAACGAGACCUGCGUGCGGCGGGAUUGGAGUCCUCAGACCUCGUCGUUGGAGUUGAUUUCACCAAGUCCAACCAGUGGACUGGAGAAAAAAGUUUUGGCGGCAGAUGUCUGCACGAGAUCGACCCAUCGGGCGUCUUCAUGAACCCAUACCAGAGCGUGAUCUCUGUGAUCGGCCGAGUCCUUGAAGCUUUCGACGACGACAACAUCAUUCCAGCCUUCGGAUUUGGAGAUGUAGCGACCAAAGGGAACAGUUGCUUCCCUUUCACACCAGGACGUGGCUGUCACGGGUUCGAGGAGGUUUUGAGACGCUACAAUGAGAUCACACCGACCUUGAAGCUGUCGGGCCCCACGAACUUCGCGCCGGUGAUAAAAGAGACCAUCCGAGCGGUGCAGCAGAACGGAGGCUAUCACAUCCUGGUGAUCAUUGCAGAUGGCCAAGUGACGAACGAGGAGGACACGCGGAAUGCGAUCGUGGAGGCGUCCAACUGGCCGAUUUGUAUGUCGCAGAAGACGUGUAGGAAGGAUGACUUUUGA